Messenger RNA from Rhizoctonia solani, 3339 nucleotides. RefSeq names its product integral to membrane protein. Bases 1 to 3339 code for a protein of 1112 amino acids. Lineage: Eukaryota; Fungi; Basidiomycota; Agaricomycetes; Cantharellales; Ceratobasidiaceae. Gene Ontology annotation, biological process: carbohydrate metabolic process; phosphatidylcholine biosynthetic process. The transcript is spliced from 22 exons. The record is from RefSeq and is a predicted model, not a curated record.
AUGACAACCAUGAUUGUCUUGAAGACGGCUUUCUUAGUAGCCGCGGCAAGCUCUGGGAUAACAUUCGUGGAAGCGGCCAACGGGGUGGCAUUAGACAGUGCCCCGCCUAGUCAACUCAUAUCCCCCCUAAUUGAAUCUAAACUUACUAGCACGGCAGGGUCACUUUCUUCUAAUAACCCAACAACCUACCCACAAUGGACAUACCUCUCCGGCAAUGGAACCUGGCAGUAUUUUCGGGCAGCGACAUGGACAAGUGGAUUUUUUCCGGCCUCUUUGUAUCUCAUGAAUACGCGAAAAUCCGUUCUUUGCACCAAUGACUCUGAGACCGGUUCUACGGACUGGCUUGCGGCUGCACAGAGUUGGAUGCAAGGACUGGAUCCUGUUGCCAACUCCAAUGCUGGGCUCUUUGAUGGGGUGCGGCAUGACGUCGGAUUUCUCAGUUUCGGUUGGCUUGAAGCUUUGACAUUGAAUUCGAACGAUGACAAGGCAAAGGCAGCCAUAAACUCUUAUGCAACAUACCUUGCCUCCCGCUUCAAUCCUAACGUUGGUUGUACAAUGAGCUGGGAUCCUCCGUCUAGUGACCCUACACAAUUUCUGGUUAUUAUUGACAACAUGAUGAAUUUGGAACUUUUGAUUGUUGCUUCCAAACUCACCGGAAACUCCACUCUUUAUAAUAUGGCUACGAGUCAUGCGAACAAAACGAUGGUGAACCAUUUGAGGCCGGAUGCUUCAACAUAUCACGUUGUCAACUACAAUCAAACAACAGGCGCAGUGAUAUGGCAAAGAACCGCUCAAGGUUAUGCUGAUAAUAGCACCUGGACACGGGGUCAAGCUUGGGGAAUCCACGGCUUUGCAACCAGUAAGGAUGUGAAAGCCACCAAAGUAAUGUGGCACACUGACGAGUUUCUUCCAGUGUACAAUUACACAGGCGACUCAAAUUAUUGGAUCACAUCUCGGCGACUGGCAGAAUACUACUUAUCUCGCUUGCCCGAAUCCGGAGUACCUCCUUGGGACUUUGAUGCACCGCAGUACCUGGUCGACCGUCUGACACAUCUUCCGCCACAAUUGCCGCAUCUGGUAUGCUCAUGCUUUCUCGAUUCGAGCAAAGUGUGUCAAAUACCACUGGCGCCAGCUACUGGGCCAAUGCUGCCGUUCGGUACCACCAACUUGGCGUGGCGUGAAGAGUCCAACUGGCAAAGCUUGCUUUCCAACGGUACAGUCAAUAACCCUGCAAAUCCCCCCAACAACAACACCGGAAUUAUCUAUGGUGAUUAUUACUACAUCAAGGCAGGAAACGAGCUUUUGAAUCAAGGAUACACCUUCCCCCCGGCCUCCCGCAGGAGCAGACAAGAACUCCCGCUAUUGACUACUGCGUUCACCAGGAGUGUUGCUACAUCAAUCUCGUCCGGCAGUAUUAUCGCGAGGCAGAACACACUUAUUGAGCACUCUGGAGUCGAGUGGAAGAAUUCACCCCAUUAUCAGCCAAAAGUAACGCCUGGGGGCGACAUCACACGAAGAUCGACCGUUGCCUCGGUAUACUCACUUCCCUCUGCCGCACCACAUGAGUCUCGCAGGCCAACUCAAGAGAAUUACAUCGUAGACUGGUCUGUCGUCGACCGUGCAAUCGAAAACCGAGUAGAAUCGCCGGUCGCAUCGCCCCACUGUAAUUGGCCGCUCCACGACCAUUCGCAUUGGUCUUCCUCAGCCGUUUCCCAGGCUCACGCCCAGCGCACAAACGUUUGCACUCGGCGCAAUCCAACCUCUCUUUCACGUUCGAAUACCACCCAGAAGAGAGAGAUGGCCUCGAAGCCGGUUCAAAGUUCCAAUCACUUGUCUACUCCAGCGCUUGUGGCCGAUACCCCCUCAUCUGUUGUUUCGGAUGCUUCCCCUCUUGAAUCUCCCCGAGGGGACUCUACAGUACUACCGACCCCAAACCUGAAGGCUGGUGGCUACCAAUCAGAAAAGUUUACCUCACGCGAUGAUUCCAGUCAAUACUGGGCUGGUUCUUUGACACUGCUCGAUACUCUCGAAACAUAUUUCGACUCUCGAAUCGAUCUUCUCGAACGUCGUUUUAAACAUCAUAGCGAUCGGUGGAAACGCAAGGCAGGCUAUGCCCUGAAGCGCACUACAUCCGAGGCUCUGAAGCGGACGAAGACCCCAACGGAGUUAACCCGCUUAUAUGAUGAAAGAAGCAAAGAAAUAGAGGUGGAACUGGCAAAGAUCAAGAAAAAGUUCCAGAAACGUAUAUCCACUGUACAGGAUGCAUGGGAGAGCGCUACUGUUGUCCGUACUCGAGAGAAGGUCUCUUUCUUCUAUGGUGUUAUGAUGGUUCUCGCGUCUGCUCUCUUGUUUGGACUAGCCCCAGAAUGGUUGCACGUUGUAUACUCGGUACACGUCGCCUAUUUCCUUCCGACAAGAUUUUAUGUCUACAAGAAGAAACACUGGCAUUAUUUUCUAUUCGAUCUUUGUUACUACGCACAAAUCUUGUGUCUAGCGUACAUCUGGUGGGCCCCGUCUAACACUACGCUUUGGGUUGCGGCAUACUUGCUUUCUCAUGGCUCCUUGGCAAGCGCUGUGAUCACCUGGCGGAACAGUCUUGUGUUUCACGACCUAGACAAAGUUAUAUCCUUAUUCAUUCACAUUUAUCCUCCAUUUGUGUUUACUGUGAUACGUCACUUUUAUCCAAACGUUAAGGAACGCUUCCCUGCUGCGGCCAAGGUCCAAUAUCUAGAGCCUGUUCAAUCACUCUUCCUUAGCACUAUUAUAUACUUGAUAUGGCAGACUUUGUACUGGAAGUUCGUCCUUGUUGAUAAACGCAAAAAGAUCGAGUCUGGUCAGCGCACCACUUCGUUCUCUUUCCUGCUCAACGAAAAGCGUGGUGCCAUUGGCAAAGCACUAAGUUCUAUUCCUGCACAGUAUCGAGAAUUAGGAUUCAUGAUGGGCCAGCUUGUCUAUUCGGUUUUGACCUGCUUGCCGGCUAUCUUCCUAUUGUAUACGAGUCCGAAGUGGUCCGGCGCAUUCCUCAUGUUUAUCUUUUCAGUCAGUGUGUGGAACGGUGGAGGAUUCUAUAUUGAAGUUUUCGGGCGCAAAUUCGAGCGGGAACUUGAAACAUUGCGAAAAGAACUCGCCGAAGCAACUGCUGCUGGUGCUACUACCCCUCAGAGCCAAGGCGCGAACACGUCCCCUCAGCGCCCUAGUGUCAGCGCGAGUAGCGACCCGGGCGAGUCUUCUUCAUCCAGCGCCCCAAAUUCACCCCUGGUCAUGGGACGCGAUAGGUCUGACGAAUUUGUUGAAGAACUUUCUUUGAGCUUGAAGGACGAACAGAAGAAGAACCAGUAA